AGAACCUUCCAGAGCAGGGCGUAGCAGGAAUUGGAGUUUGAGUUUUCUGGCAUAAAUACAAAGCGAGGCUAGGUUCACCAUUUUUGUUUUAGUGUCGUUGUGGUUUAUAACGGUUUUUUAACCGCACACGGCCAGCCUCUUUCCUCAAAACUUGUUCAUACCGCUGGAGACAAGACACAGAAAUAAACAAGCUUUUAGGUGGGGCCCAAACAGAGUGCAGGAUGGACGGUGAAGUGACGGUGGUUACCAACCCGUAUGUGAAUGUCCGUAUCACAAGCAGCCUUUCCAGCUUUGAGAACCGCAGAAGGUUCAAUAAAAGAAUUACUAUUGCAGAAUUAAAGAUGCUCCUGGAGAUGAAUGUGGGUGUACCUGCUUCCAGCAUGGACCUGGAGAUUUUUAGCACCACCGAUAGGUUCCUACAGAAAAUUGAUAACGAUGAAGCUUUCUUUGGUUCCUACCCUGUGGAUGAUGAAUGCAGAAUACAUGUUAUUGACAGGAGUGGAGGACAGACCAGCGAGUUGUUUGAUGAUUCCAAAGUGGAGAAGUUUGAGCUGUCAGAUGAGGCCUACGAACAACGGAAAGAAUCCGUCCGGUCAUUCUUAAAGAAGCAGAAUUUAGGCCGCUUCAAUGAGGAAGAAGCUGCUAAGAAGAAAGCUGAGCUCACCAUUCGGGAAGAACAGCAGAAGGCUGCAGCAGAGGCCAUUUCUGUUGGCAGCCGCUGCAAAGUGGAGGUCCCAGGGCAGCCCACAAAGCUUGGCACGGUCAUGUAUGUUGGUACAACAGAGUUCAAGUCAGGUCAUUGGGUGGGUGUGAAGUACGAUGAGCCCCUUGGAAAACACAAUGGAACCGUCCAGGGGAAGCAAUACUUUGAGUGUCAAGACAAAUACGGGGCAUUUGUGAAGCCGUUGAAUAUGACUGUGGGAGACUUCCCUGAAGAGGAUUACGGUUUGGAUGAGAUAUAGAACUGUUCUGGUCGGGGUUUUUUUUUUUCUUGUUACGGUCAUUUAUUUUAAUUUCAGAUGCACUCACUGAACAGAGAGGAAGGAGAACGACAGAUUUAUUGUAACAAAUGUUCCUGUUUGGUCGGUGGAUGGCAUGAUCCGAAGGCACUUUAGCUGGAAGUUUCUUUUCUCUGCAGCCUCACAGAAGUGAUUGUCAAUUUGUGACUAUAGACGAGUCAUUUAAAAAACUAGUUACAUCUGACAGCGCUGCACACAAGAAGGUUUUUUUUUUCAGAUUAAUGUAUUUAAGUUUUCUUAUUUUGUCUUGUUUUUGAAUCAGUUUGAAUAUUUUUCCUUUUCAAUUCAUGUCAGUCUGUCUGAAUUUUGUGUAACUGCGCAUAUUUACAGUCGUAUUGUUUAAGGACUGUCAAUCGAGUUUAAAAUUCACUCUAAUCAUACUUUGACAGUAAAAAAGGUCGCUCCAGGUUAGUUGCUUUAUGAUUGGUGAGAGUAAAUCAAAGCUGCAGACGGUGGAUGCUUGCAUUUUUUUUAAACCAAGUCGCUCUCAGAAAAUGCAUCACAUUUAUUUUUUUAAGUAACAUUUUUCAUUUUCUUGUGUGAAAACUGCUUUUUCUGACAAAACUGCUGCUUUUUUUUCCUUCUUUUCUUUAAAAAAAAGACCAACAGAUAUUUCCCUUCUAAGCAAAACAUGGCUGCUUUGUUUGUCACAUGUCACCACUCUGUAUCGCAGCACAAGUCACAUAUUUGUGCAACUGAUUUUACUCAGUUGGCUGCAGAUCUCUGUAACAAUUGCAUCACUCGGUGUCGAAAAGCGUUGCAUUUCAAAUUGAUGUUAGGCUAUACGUGAAAACACUUGGCAUACUGUUUAAUUUGAAAAAAUGUAAAAUUGCUAUAAUUUCAUUGUCUUUUCAAUAAAGUUGGUGGUAAUUAUUAUAAAUUGACCUCUAAGGUGCUGGUGACAAUAUGUGCCAAAGGAUAGUCCACACUAAUAAAGUCUGUACACAUGAUCA
Messenger RNA from Xiphophorus hellerii (green swordtail), 1972 nucleotides. RefSeq names its product tubulin folding cofactor B (gene tbcb). Gene Ontology annotation, cellular component: nucleus; cell cortex; microtubule plus-end. NCBI's taxonomy places the organism in Eukaryota, Metazoa, Chordata, Actinopteri, Cyprinodontiformes, Poeciliidae. The record is from RefSeq and is a predicted model, not a curated record. Gene Ontology annotation, biological process: cytoplasmic microtubule organization; tubulin complex assembly; post-chaperonin tubulin folding pathway. The coding region runs from base 222 to 962 and encodes 246 amino acids. The transcript has 7 exons. Gene Ontology annotation, molecular function: alpha-tubulin binding; microtubule plus-end binding.